UCAACAUACUUGAGUUUGUAAUAUGACAUACUGGAUAUAAGAGUCAUUAAGUGGAGUGAUUAAAAAGUAGUUAUUGCUACCACUUCAGUAUUUUAUAGUUAGAGCUUCACUUAAUGUGAUUAAAAAGAAGCUAGAACUACCCCCUGUAGUUGUAUCUUAACUUUUCUAGAAUAGAAGUUGUAACUUCACUUUUGGUGUGAUUAAAGUAUAGUUACAUCUACCUACCUAUAGAUAUAUCUCCAUUAUUUUGGAGUCUGUAGAUAGGCACACUUCACUUUUAUGUCUUGCGUGACUUUUAAUGGCGAUGUUUAUGCAAGUAAGGGAAAGAAGAGUGUACGGUGAAAGAAGAGUAUUGACUAAGUGCAAGGAGCUGAUGCGGUUUGAAAGUGAGAAUAUAGACUUUUUAGCAGAACAAUUUCUACCGCCUAGUGACGAAACUCGGGGGAAAGCACUCACUCCAAGACAACGAUUGGAGAUUUUUCUUCGUUAUACAGCUGAUCCGGGGUUUCAAAGUGGUGUAGCAGAAGAUAUUGGAGUGGACCGUUCGACAGUUUGUAAGAACAUUAAUUAUGUGAUGAACUGUAUUUUGGAAAACGCAGACAACUGGAUACAUUUUCCUUCUACAGUACAAGAAAUAAAUAAUGCAAAGUUGAUGUGGCAAAGAAAUUUUGAUUUACCAACUGUUGUAGGUGCAUUAGAUUGCACGCAUAUCGAAAUAAAAAAACCAUCAAUGUUCGGUGAUGAGUAUAUAAACCGGAAGGGUUACCCCAGCAUCAACGUGCAAGCAACAUGUGACAGUCAAGAAAGGUUCACUAGCGUUGCUGCAGAGUGGCCAGGAUCAGUGCACGAUUCUAGAAUAUGGAGAAGGAGUCCUGUUCGGGAUAUUAUUUCUCGUUAUGACGGUGCUGCG
Molecule: messenger RNA, 910 nt
Organism: Homalodisca vitripennis (glassy-winged sharpshooter)
Lineage: Eukaryota; Metazoa; Arthropoda; Insecta; Hemiptera; Cicadellidae
Product: putative nuclease HARBI1
Exons: 1
Source: RefSeq, a predicted model, not a curated record